This is a messenger RNA of Aureobasidium pullulans EXF-150, 1095 nucleotides long. RefSeq names its product protein serine/threonine phosphatase 2C. NCBI's taxonomy places the organism in Eukaryota, Fungi, Ascomycota, Dothideomycetes, Dothideales, Saccotheciaceae. The record is from RefSeq and is a predicted model, not a curated record. The coding region runs from base 1 to 1095 and encodes 364 amino acids. The transcript has 3 exons.
AUGUUUCACUCCUCUCGACAUAGAUCCGAACAAGUGGAUGCAAAAGCAUCAGUAGAGCCACGAGGCGGCACCACGACCCCCGUACCGGACGAAGCUUCAGUCGUCGUGUCCAAAUCAGCAUACUACUUCGAGGCCGGAUAUGGCCUCUUCGCCAAGCGACCAUCCCGACCCUUCCCACCGCCAUUUCUGUCUCCUCCGUCGGGCUCAUUCUCCGAUCCUCUGAGUACCCAUGACCGAAGUCGUGAUCGCCGUCCGUCGGUCAAUGGCGACAUGAUUCGCGGCAUGACCAACGGCGACGAUGCCGUCUUGGUCAGCGACAACUUCAUUGGCGCGAACGACGGCGUAGGAGCCUGGGCCGGUCGUGAAAGAGGACAUGCUGCAUUAUGGUCACGUCUCAUAUUGCAUUUCUGGGCCCUAGAAGCUGAACGGGAUGUCUACGGAGACAGCUCAGAACCAGACCCUGUCCAAUAUCUUCAAAAGGCCUACCAACAGACCAAGGACGCUACCAGCAAUCCCAACGAAUGGUUCGGUACGACGACUGCCUGCGGUGCCUUCUUGCAUACCAACUCCAACACUCCGCCUCAUCCUGUUUUAUACGUGACUCAACUUGGUGAUUCCCAGAUACUAGUCAUAAGGCCAGAACAUCGCGAAGUCAUUUACAAAACCACUGAACAAUGGCACUGGUUUGAUUGUCCGCGCCAGCUUGGUACCAACAGUCCCGACGAGCCCAUUAAGAAUGCCGUCAUGGACAAGGUGACAAUCGAAGAAGACGACAUCAUCCUUGCCAUGUCAGAUGGCGUCGUGGAUAAUCUCUGGGAACACGAAGUUGUUGACAAUGUCCUCGAAAGCAUGGAAAAAUGGCGAUCAGGGGAUGUCCCUCAAGUGAUGCGCUCAGACGACCAGAGUACAUACGCAGGUGGCAUGCAGUUCGUCGCACAGGAGCUCGUCAAGGCAGCUCGCACAAUCGCACAAGACCCCUUCGCAGAGAGUCCGUACAUGGAACGUGCAAUCGAAGAAGGCCUUUCGAUAGAAGGAGGCAAACUCGACGACAUUAGUGUUGUCGCGGCCGUUUGCAAGAAACGAAGAGGCAGAUGA